GGAGAUGUCGGCGGGGAGGACCCAGGAACAUUAUUGACGUUAUUCCCGUCUGCACGCAAGAGAUAUUUCUCAUCACAGCUGCAGUGAACUAACGUUACAGAGCGAAGAAUGGGAAGGAGUAUACGCGGGGUUUCUCACGCUGAAAGCCUGGCUGUCUCCACCGAACACCGACUUUCGCUUUUCAGCGGUCUUUUCAGGAGGGAAUAGCUUCGGGAAAGCAAGCAAGCUAGCAGCACAGGCUAGCUUCGCAGCUAAACUGCUGCCUUAUUGUGGCCCGCAACGAACCUCCCAGCUAGCAUCCGUCGCAUGCACAGAAAGAAAAAAUGGUGUACCUGUUAAAUCCUAUAGAGAACCUGAGAAGCUACAUCAACAACCGUCCACCACUGGUCAUUUUCAUGAUCAGCGUCAGUGCAGUGGCCAUCGCCUUCCUGACCAUCGGUUAUUUCUUCAAGAUUAAGGAGAUCAAGUCUCCAGAGUUGACGGAGGACUGGAACACCUUCCUGCUGCGCUUCAACGAGCUGGACUUUUGCGUGUCGGAGAAUGAAACGAUAAAGCACGGCCUGAACGAGUCGACCACGCCGGAGAGCAUGGUCGUGACCAGCGGCCAAGCUCGUUCCAGCACCCAGGUUCCCCUCCUGCUAGAGGACUCAGGUCCCAUCAACAUCUCAGUCCCCAUCACCCUCACGCUGGACCCCCAGCGCCCUUUCGGAGGCUACUCUCGCAAUAUCACCCACCUGUAUGCCACAGUGCUGGGACAGCAAGUUGGCCUGUCCGGCCGGGAAGCCCAUGAAGAAAUAAACAUCACUUUCACCCUGCCUUUAUCCUGGAACUCAGACGACUGCGUGCUGCACGGCCACUGCGAGCAGGUGGUGUUCAGCACUUGCAUGACCAUCACUGCGGCCAGCAAUAUCUUCCCAGUCACAGUGCAGCCGCCACACUGCGUGCCAGAGACGUACACCAACGCCACAUCUUGGUACAAGGUGUUCACCACAGUCCGCGACUCGGAUACCAAGUACAGUCAGGACUACAACCCCUUCUGGUGUUACAAAGGAGCCAUCGGCAAGGUGUACCACGCUCUCAACCCAAAGCUUACGGUCAUCGUUCCUGAUGACGACCGUUCCCUCAUCAACCUGCACCUGAUGCACACAAGCUACUUCCUGUUUGUCAUGGUCAUCACUAUGUUCUGCUAUGCAGUCAUUAAGGGGCGGCCCGGCAAAGUACGACAAACCAACCCCGACUUCUGCCCUGAGAAGGUACAACAGACACCAGCAGUGCUAUAUGACCUGAACAGGUGGCGUUGUCAGAGGGUUAAAAAGACAUCAGAGAACUAUGUCAGAACUUACCUGUAACAUGGACAAACUCAAAGAAACAGAAGAAAUAAAAAUAACCAUACCAGUUGCCUAGUGAACCUUGGAAAUACGAUAAGGGACACGAAAGCUCUGUGAAUGCAUUACUCUUGCAAUGUUGGGUUUCUCCAACCAAAGAUAUACAAGUGCCUGUAUCUGUCGUGUAAAUAUUUGUAGGAACUCUGAUAUUCUGUGCAAAUCCUCUCUUUCUUUUUCUUUAUUAUUCUUACGUUGUUAUUUUUGCCUGAGUCCCCUCGUGCCAUGUCAGAACAUGCAGUACAUAAACAGAGCAGAAGGCCAGAUCCAAGAACUACACAACCGUUUUUUCUAGCAGUCAUUCGGCCUCGUUUGCCAAGCAAGAGAGAGGAGAACCGCGGAGAAACGUUCUGUCACAGAUUUCGGCCUCGAUUCUUGCUGGAGAUGUUUGGACACAUCAGAACCGUCUGUAAACAGAGUAUUUUAUCUCCUGUGGUGAGAAAGCGUGAUGUUUAGUCACUCGAAUUACGUUCAAGUGAACUAAAAUAAGCCUGAAAUCCCACGUGAGGAUGCUUGCAACAUAUGUCUGAUUAAGUCUUCAGUAUGCACUUGUCAUUGCAGCUUCAACAGGACAAAUGACAGUUGGCACUUUUCUCUGCACCAGACGACAGCGUCAGCAGACGUCUGAUCAGAAUUUGCAUAAAGUAGCAAUUAGUUUAUUCAAUUCAACUCUCAAUUAUGUUUGGUCCGUACCCAAUUAAGAGUUAUGUUUCCCUGCGUGCCGGCAGUGUCAUCUAACGUGGAGCAUUGAGAUGAUUGCACUGUGCACAUUAAUAUUUGAACAGAACACAACGUCAACAGUGAAGUUAACGAGCCCCGGUGUCUCAGUUUGUAUCCUGUUAGGCCAAGUCCGCUUUAAAGGCAGUUAAAUAAGCUGCAGAGGCUCCCGUGGUUUGUGUUCGUUCUUUACUUUGAGACGAGUCGCCGCCUUUUGUUUUCCUUCGUCACUCACCUGCCUCUCGCUGCAGCAGUUCUGUAGUUUUUGGCGUCUGGACUUCGGCGACGUUCGAUGCCGUCUUCUUUGUUGCACCUGGAUGAAGCGAAACAUUAUCUUGCCUUACCUACGGUGGACUCGCUUGCUUGAAAACAGACGGGGAGAUCGUCUUCUUCUCCCUCUCCGACAUUAACUCGCCGGUCCCUUCCUCCACAGCCAUCCUUCUCUUUCUUUCUUCCAGCGUGAGGAGCCCGUGGUUAAAACCCAACUCGUGAUCUUUGUCCUUUUAUUGUAAAUGUCAAGUGGCCCUUGAGUGAUUAUAUUCUAGGAAGCUUUUGAGUUAUUUGUGCUUUUAUUUUAAGCAAAUGAUUAUCAGUUGCACAUCUUUAAGUGUUUGCAGAGUUAGUGCACCUUUAGAUUUCUUGCACAUUUUGUGUUAUUUGCUCCUGUGAUGCUUUCUUUUGUCCAAGGUCACAUGUAAACAGUGAUAUUGAACUAUAUAAAACUUGUUUCAGUUGGCCUCCUUCUGAAAAUAACUAUAAUUAUCUGUUAGUAUAUAGUUCUAUUUAUAUAACUAUGAUAAUAUAUUUAUGAUUAAAUCAUUGAUUUUUUUUUUAUUUGUAGUACAACAAAAUGUGCAAAAACUCACUUGGUGUGCGAAUGUGUGUGAGUGAGUUUGGGAAGUGUUCAGCGGCUGCAGGCGGCCUCAGACUGCGACUCUGCUCGUUUCUUUAACGCACAGGCCUGCAUGACGUUUUCACACGACUCCUCGCGUUGUGCAGAAACUAGCUGUAGCUUUAAGGAUGAAAUUCACGCUCCUCCAGUGGUUUUAUGGCGAGAGCACGUCUGACUUUGACAAUCAUUUAUUUUAAAUGUCCUGCAACACAUAUUUGCAAUAAAGAGAAAAAAAAACAGAAGUACUUUAAUUAGACGAGGUUGAGAUUGUUGCUAAAUUCUCGAGUCGCCGUCUGCUGGGCCGUUCAGACUCAAAUGUAAUGAAAUGUGUCGGCGCUUCUCUGAAAACAAACCUUCCUGUGAAGCGAGAGAGCAGCCUGAGUCCGCCUCCAGCCGCCGUCAUGUGUGGCUUCUUUUCAAUAGCAAUUACUGAUACGUUUUACUUACCUCUCUGUUAUAAUUUGUUCCAUAAUUGAUGUACCCGUUGAAUGUACUUUUUUUAUAAGCAGCAUAAUCUAAAUCUUAAAAUGCGAGAAUUCCAAGUGAUUUUAAACUAUGAGGUAGUUAGAUUGAUUUGUUUUUUUUUUUUUCAGUUUCAAAGGCUUUACUUGAAUUGUGUUUUUGUCGGAGUGGUAAUCAUAUAUUGUAAGGUUUAUCCUCUUGUGGAGAGAAUGAAUCUCUUAUUGUAUCAGACACUUUGUACAUUUGUUUGGUUUAUUUGUGUGUGUAUGUUGAAGGUUAAUGAGUGAAAGGUGAUGUGAUACCUUUUUUUUUUUUUCUCCCAUACUGAAUGAUGCGAGGACAAGUCUUCCUGAUUCUGAUGUGUUUCAUAUAUGAACUUGGAUCUGUUGCUUUUACUGUCAUCGAUCUCCUGCGCUCUCACAGUAGGACUUUUUUUUUUUUUUUUUGGAAGAUUUGGCAGCUCAGACAUUCGGAAAUGGUGGGGGGUGUUGAUGUGAAUGAAGCAUGCCAUUUUAUUGCCAAACCAUUAUGAUUUCUGUUGAUGACCUGCGUUUACCUGCUUUUAACCCCUCCUUGUGUGAUUUCAUGUUCAUCUUCGGUUAGAAUUGCAUCUCUAUAAUUGCAAAAUGCCUUAACAUUGUCCAGUUGCAUUUAAGUUUUCUUGAUUCCACAUAUCGCAUAUUGUAAAACACCCCGGCUUCACGGAGACGACUCCGAACACGGAGCUCGUUUUAUCACUUCUGAGCUCUUCAGCUCGCCGUGCUUGUUAAGUGCACAUGUAGAGAAACUGAUUUUAAAGGAGCAGAAGCUUGCCGUUGUAGUUUUCGAAUUACUCCACUAUAUCAGUAAAGAUCGGAGUAAACACAGAGGAGCCAUAUUCUCCUUAGUUGCUUCAUCUCAGUGUUCUCAGCUUUACAUUAAGCAAAACACACACGUCUCUAAUAUAAGGCUGCCACUUCACCUCGUUAUCCUUUCUGUCAUGUUAGUAGCGCUUACAGGCAAGUAUUAAGCCAACUCUGUGCCUUCUGCACUAUCGAGCUGCAUCCUCCCUGUACAUACAGUAGAUAGGACAGUAGGUUUAAUGUGGCUAGAACUCCAUUCAAACCCUUUCCCUCUCCAGUGGAACUGCUGUAAAUGAACUCAAGUUUAAAUAAACUGUCUCUAAAGU
Molecule: messenger RNA, 4621 nt
Organism: Chelmon rostratus (copperband butterflyfish)
Lineage: Eukaryota; Metazoa; Chordata; Actinopteri; Chaetodontiformes; Chaetodontidae
Gene: tmem248
Product: transmembrane protein 248
Exons: 7
Coding region: 324-1349 (341 amino acids)
Source: RefSeq, a predicted model, not a curated record